Melozone crissalis (California towhee) is the source of this 1773-nucleotide messenger RNA. RefSeq names its product EBF transcription factor 2 (gene EBF2). Lineage: Eukaryota; Metazoa; Chordata; Aves; Passeriformes; Passerellidae. The coding region runs from base 1 to 1773 and encodes 590 amino acids. Gene Ontology annotation, biological process: regulation of transcription by RNA polymerase II. The record is from RefSeq and is a predicted model, not a curated record. The transcript has 17 exons. Gene Ontology annotation, molecular function: DNA-binding transcription factor activity, RNA polymerase II-specific; RNA polymerase II cis-regulatory region sequence-specific DNA binding.
AUGUUUGGAAUUCAAGAUACUUUAGGAAGAGGACCAAUUCUGAAAGAUAAAUCUCUAGGUUCUGAGAUGGAUUCCGUCAGGUCCUGGGUCAGAAACGUUGGGGUUGUGGAUGCAAACGUAGCAGCACAAAGCGGAGUAGCUUUGUCCAGAGCCCACUUUGAAAAGCAGCCACCCUCCAACUUGAGGAAAUCCAAUUUCUUUCACUUUGUUCUGGCUCUCUACGACAGACAGGGGCAGCCCGUGGAAAUAGAGAGGACAGCUUUUGUGGACUUUGUAGAAAAUGAUAAAGAGCAAGGCAACGAGAAGACGAACAACGGCACGCACUACAAACUCCAGCUGCUCUACAGCAACGGUGUCAGGACAGAACAGGAUCUCUAUGUGAGGCUCAUUGAUUCUGUCACCAAGCAGCCCAUAACUUACGAAGGGCAGAACAAGAACCCCGAGAUGUGCAGAGUGCUGCUCACCCACGAAGUCAUGUGCAGUCGGUGCUGUGAGAAGAAAAGCUGUGGCAACAGAAAUGAGACUCCAUCUGACCCUGUGAUCAUUGACAGAUUCUUCCUAAAAUUUUUUCUCAAGUGCAAUCAGAAUUGCUUGAAAACAGCAGGAAACCCAAGAGAUAUGAGACGGUUCCAGGUGGUGCUAUCAACAACAGUGAACGUGGAUGGGCACGUGCUGGCAGCGUCUGACAACAUGUUCGUGCACAACAACUCCAAGCACGGGCGGAGAGCAAGAAGACUCGACCCCUCAGAAGACACCUUCAAGAGCUGUUUUGAUGGUUUUUUGUUCUGUGCAGCCACGCCCUGCAUCAAAGCCAUCAGCCCAAGCGAGGGCUGGACCACGGGGGGAGCCAUGGUGAUCAUCAUCGGGGACAACUUCUUUGAUGGGCUGCAGGUGGUGUUUGGGACCAUGCUGGUGUGGAGUGAGCUGAUCACACCUCACGCCAUCCGCGUGCAGACGCCGCCCCGGCACAUCCCCGGCGUGGUGGAGGUGACAUUGUCCUACAAAUCCAAACAGUUCUGCAAAGGAGCACCAGGCAGGUUCAUUUACACAGCUUUAAAUGAACCUACCAUAGAUUACGGCUUCCAAAGACUGCAGAAGGUCAUCCCAAGACAUCCUGGGGACCCUGAAAGGUUAGCUAAGGAGAUGUUGCUGAAAAGAGCUGCUGACCUGGUCGAGGCCCUGUACGGGACACCUCACAACAACCAGGAGCUGAUCCUGAAGCGCGCGGCCGACAUCGCCGAGGCGCUGUACAGCGUGCCCCGCAACCCCGCGCAGAUCCCCGCGCUGCCCAGCUCCCCUGCCCACAGCUCCAUGAUGGGCAUCAACUCCUACGGCAGCCAGCUGGGCGUCAGCAUCUCCGAGUCAGCGCAGGGCAACAACCAGGUGGGUUACAUCCGCAACACCAGCAGCAUCUCCCCCCGGGGCUACUCGUCCAGCUCCACCCCGCAGCAGUCCAGCUACAGCACGUCCAGCAGCAGCAUGAACGGCUACAGCAACGUGCCCAUGGGCAACCUGGGCGUGCCCGGCUCGCCCGGCUUCAUCAACGGCUCCCCGAGCGGCUCGCCCUACGGAUUGAUGUCUUCAAGUCCAACAGUCGGCUCCUCCAGCACUUCUUCCAUCCUCCCGUUCUCCUCCUCGGUGUUCCCUGCAGUCAAACAGAAGAGUGCCUUUGCUCCUGUCAUCAGACCCCAGGGCUCUCCCUCCCCUGCCUGCUCCAGCGGCAACGGGAACGGCUUCAGAGCCAUGACUGGUCUUGUCAUUCCCCCGAUGUAA